This is a messenger RNA of Cavia porcellus (domestic guinea pig), 1582 nucleotides long. It is a transcript of the gene Marchf2, whose product is annotated as membrane associated ring-CH-type finger 2. The transcript is spliced from 6 exons. Gene Ontology annotation, molecular function: zinc ion binding; ubiquitin-protein transferase activity. The record is from RefSeq and is a predicted model, not a curated record. Bases 413 to 1153 code for a protein of 246 amino acids. Gene Ontology annotation, biological process: protein ubiquitination. NCBI's taxonomy places the organism in Eukaryota, Metazoa, Chordata, Mammalia, Rodentia, Caviidae.
CGUCUCGGCGGGCGGUGCCCGGACGCAGGUGCCAGCCCGAGCGAAGCGAGCAGCGCUGACGGGCCGGGCCGGGCCGGGACCCGGGCCAGGGCGAACGGUGGGGCCUGCGCGGCCGCCCGGCCCGGCCGCGGAUCAGAUUUUGACUGGCAGGGUUUGGUUAAAAACUGACUUGGAGAGCUGGGUGUGGUGUCAUAUGCUGGCACAUGCUCCACAGGCUGAGGCAGGAGGAUUGCCACCAGUUCAAGGGCAGCCCAGGCUACCUAGGGAGUUCAAGGGCAGCCUGACCUACACAACAAGACCCUGUCUCAAAAAAAAAAAAACAAGCCAAAACAAAAGCUGACUUGGAAAAGGACACUUCAGGCUCCUGGGACCAUGGGCCUUAGGCCCUGAGGACACAGGGCUCCCUGUGGCCAUGACGACAGGCGACUGCUGCCACCUCCCCGGCUCCCUGUGUGACUGCUCAGGCAGCCCUGCCUUCUCCAAGAUCGCAGAGGCCACAGGCCUCGGGCCCCCACAGUAUGUGGCACAGGUGACUUCCAGGGAUGGCCGACUGCUCUCCACCGUCAUCCGGGCCUUGGACACACCAGGCGACUGUCCUUUCUGCCGGAUCUGCCACGAGGGUGCCAAUGGGGAGAGUCUGCUGUCUCCGUGUGGCUGUACCGGCACGCUGGGUGCUGUGCACAAGAGCUGCCUGGAGAAGUGGCUGUCCUCAUCCAACACCAGCUACUGCGAGCUGUGCCACACGGAGUUCGCGGUGGAAAAGCGGCCCCGGCCUCUCACAGAGUGGCUGAGGGACCCAGGGCCUCGCACGGAGAAGCGGACGCUGUGCUGCGACAUGGUGUGCUUCCUGUUCAUCACGCCGCUGGCCGCUGUCUCGGGCUGGCUCUGCCUGCGGGGGGCCCAGGACCACCUCCGGCUGCACAGCAGACUGGAGGCCGUGGGGCUCAUCGCGCUCACCAUCGCUCUCUUCACCAUCUACGUCCUCUGGACGCUGGUCUCCUUCCGCUACCAUUGCCAGCUGUACUCGGAAUGGAGGAGGACGAACCAGAAAGUCCACCUGAAGAUCCGGGAUGCAGAUAGCCCCGAGGACGCCCACCACUCCCCACUGGCAGCUGGACUCCUGAAGAAAGUGGCCGAGGAAACGCCUGUGUGAAGGCAUCUCGGUUGUCGGACAGGCCAGAGGCGGUUGGAACCUCCGGGCCUUCCCACUUGGCCAGAGUGCUUCUUGGGCCAAGAGCCCCUUUCCUGUGGAGCCCGUCCCAUGAUCCCACAUGAACACAUUUUCAGGUUUUUUGCACACUGUUGGACAUGACAAGGACAGACAGACAAGGUCCUGAGCUUCAGAUGGAGCAUGCACCCUGAUCUCAUCCUGAAGCCUGUUCGGCACCUCCCGGGCCAGCAGCCAUGGUGGGUGGUAUCAUCAGGGCUGCCCUCUGGGCUGGAAGGUCCCAGCGAGCUUCUUGUGCUUCUCUGCAUCCGGCAGGCUUGCUUUCCCAGCCGGCACCCUUGACUUUCUAAAGUUGCACUGUGUUUCAAAACACACCACCCCUGAACGAAUAAAAGGAGCCCUUGCUGGAUGAAA